Babesia bigemina is the source of this 378-nucleotide messenger RNA. RefSeq lists its product as hypothetical. The coding region runs from base 1 to 378 and encodes 125 amino acids. The record is from RefSeq and is a predicted model, not a curated record. Lineage: Eukaryota; Apicomplexa; Aconoidasida; Piroplasmida; Babesiidae. The transcript is spliced from 3 exons.
AUGCUCUCACUUUCAUUACGCGCGAGGGUUGGAACUUGUACGGCGGACAGCGAAAAAAAAAAAACGCGCGAGACGCAAACGGGAGAGCAGGCGGGAAACCCGGGUAGGGAACACGAGCUGCAGACACGUGAGAGCGACAAGCGCGACGCUGGCCGAGCGAAAGCGACAGCGCACGCAAAAGCGAGCGAGUACACAGACGCGGGCGUUCGUUCCAAUUGCUUCCCUUACAGCAAUUUCAGUCUUAUGAGAAGCCUACCUCACAAUUUGCGCUUCAAUCCCAAAAAGCACGACUCAAUGCAGGCGAACCGACACGUGGACGAAGGAGACGGAAAAGACGGGGCUAUCACCCUCAAAGGCGUCCUGUUCCAAGAAACUUAG